Messenger RNA from Closterium sp. Naga37s-1, 330 nucleotides. Lineage: Eukaryota; Viridiplantae; Streptophyta; Zygnematophyceae; Desmidiales; Closteriaceae. The record is from the annotation of a GenBank genome assembly.
AUGUGGAAGCGAGACAGCCAUGACGUUUACGAGGCCUUGAAAGCGUUUGAGUGGUCGCCUGCUGUGCAACCCAUGGUCGCUGCUGUCACAGACAGAUACACACACACCAUGAUACAACUGCUUGCUCGCUCUUUCUCCACCAUCUCACCCUCACAUGCUGCCACCUUCCUCGGUCUCACCUCUCAAGAGGCCCUUUCAUUCCGUGAGCACUCUCCCCUCAACCCCACUUUUCCAAUCCGCUGUCUCCUCUCCGUGUUUCGCAAGGCCCAUUUGUAUAUUCUUCCACGCACAUUAUUGUCUUGUCGCAACACAUCAAAGUUUUUCAUGUAA